Messenger RNA from Penicillium paradoxum, 393 nucleotides. RefSeq lists its product as uncharacterized. Gene Ontology annotation, molecular function: actin filament binding. Gene Ontology annotation, cellular component: cytoskeleton. NCBI's taxonomy places the organism in Eukaryota, Fungi, Ascomycota, Eurotiomycetes, Eurotiales, Aspergillaceae. The record is from RefSeq and is a predicted model, not a curated record. The transcript has a single exon. The coding region runs from base 1 to 393 and encodes 130 amino acids.
AUGUUCUACGAUGAUCUUUCAGUAUAUCCAGCUUUUGGAGGCGUUGUCUUCGCAGAGGGAGAGGGCCAACGGAUAGCUGAUUACCUUGGCCCCAAAAACAAGAACCUGAUAAUGCAGAACCAUGGACUUCUCACUUCUGGAGGGACGGUUGCGGAAGCGGCCGCCUUUUUUAUCGCCCUGGAGAGAGCUUGUCAGACGCAGAUUCUAGUGGAAUCUUCGACAGCACCUGGGUCAAUUGGGGCGACCGAAGGAGUUUUAAAGAAGACUCUGGUUGAUGAUGAAGUUGCACUCUACACCAAGAAAGGAACAAGCACUCCCGAGGUCAUGUAUAUGCAAUUCGAACCCGAAUACCAAUUGGUUUUGAAGGAGACGGGGGGAGACUUUUUGAACUGA